ACAAUGAUUCCCAACAGAGGGCUACGGCCCCAUCAGUUUUCGGCUGCGGCUUUGAGACAUCCUUCGGUCAUGCGAUCCGGAGCUUCGAGACAGAUUUCUUCGCUUCCGCGUAGCAAGUCCCUCUCUACAUUGCCAGGUCGCACGAGCCCGCUCCGAGCUACCAACUGGCGCGCCGGUACUCCGCUUCGAUCAAAUCUUCGCCUCUCUACAUCGUCGGUCCGCUAUGGAUCAUGGUAUGCGCCGUGGACUUGGGGUGGCUCUAGCCAACCAGACAAUACAUUCGCAGAAGCGCAUAGCCCCGUUGCAACCACGCCGUCGUCGCCAACUCCUGCCGACUUCGUUGCAAAAUCUCCCGAGCCAGUCGUGACCUCAUCCACCCCAGAGCUUGCUCCCGCGGGCAUCGACAAAGCAGCCGUUGUCGAGCCGGAAUCUGCCCCGAAGAUAAUCGAGGAUGUGCUCGCUCCCGAUUCCACCCCUGGAGACGUGCCGUUCGUUGAUCCCACUCAGAUCAUAUCGUACUGGGGGAACAUGAAAGACCUGGGUCUCGAUUACGGCUGGGGAUCGUCAGCUUUCUUCCAAAACCUUGUUGAGCUUUCAUAUCUGAAUACAGAUCUAGGCUGGACAGGUUCAAUUGCCGUCUCGGCCCUCAUACUGCGAAUGAUUCUCUUCUGGGGCUUCCAACGCGGAGGCUCAGACUCUAUGGCUAAGAUGGCUGCCAUGAAGCCUAUGUUACAACCUCUGCUGGAAGAAACGGAAGAGGCUAAAAGGUUGGGUGACGAUGAGAGAGUACACGCUCUCAAACUAAAGCAGCAAACCAUCCUGAAGGAUGUGGGCACUGAAGUUUACAAGAAUGUGGCUCCUGCUGUGGCUCAAAUGGUAUUCGGUUUUGGAGCCUUCAGGUGUCUAAAUGGCAUGGCUCACUUGCCUGUCCCCGGGAUGUCUUCGGAGUCGCUGCUCUGGAUCAAUGACCUUACCAUAUCAGAUCCUUAUUACAUAUUACCAGUUGUGACUGGUGGUAUCAUGUACACCGUCAUCAAGGCAGGGGGCGAGACCGGAGUGAACAACAGCGCCACAGUUUCGAGCAUGCAAAAGAACAUCCAGGUUGUCAUGCCCGUCGUCAUGACCUGUAUCACCGCCUUCCAACCCGCUGCCCUCCAAUUUUACUUCCUUGUCUCUUCCACGCUGGGUGGAGUGACUGGUUGGGCGCUGAAGCAGCCUUCCUUCCGCCGCGUUCUACGUAUUCGCCAGCUCCCGUCCCCCGAGAGUAACAAAAUAUACAGCCGAGUAGCAAAAGGCGAGAUCAGUCUGGAAGGCCUCAGGGGACCCGACGGCAAAAUCAGAUACCGCGCACCCAACUCCACCUCUUCUUCCACCUCUUCUUCCUCCUCUCGCACAAACUCUCGCACAAACUCUCGCGCCUCCAAGAGGCGUUUCACCACCUCGCAAAAUUCCUCCUCUGCAAACUCUCCGCUCGCUGUCCAAGCCACCCUCAAGCCUGGUGUCGUACUCCCUCCCCACAUGGCCCGGCCCACUAGGUUGAGCCCGCAGAAUAAAGAACUUAUGGAUCGCGACAUUGAUUACGAGGACGGGAUGCCCGAGGGGCUUGGGGAGAAAUGGGACUAUGUCAAGCGCAACUACAAACCGAGCUUCAUUGCUAAGCGCACGUGGAGGGCAAUGAGUGGAGAUAGCAGGGACAUUGCAGUGAUUGCGGAACAUAAGAGGAAGGAGAAAGCCAAGGCCGCUGCUGAGCGGUAUGAGGUUGAAAGGAAGAGAAGGUUUGAAGGCAGGUAG
Molecule: messenger RNA, 1791 nt
Organism: Periconia digitata
Lineage: Eukaryota; Fungi; Ascomycota; Dothideomycetes; Pleosporales; Periconiaceae
Source: the annotation of a GenBank genome assembly